GCAAUUGUUCCCAGCAUCGUGUCCGCAGUCCUUUAUCUCUGCGAAACGACGCAACUCAUUGGUCCUUUCCAUUCCGUCGCACAAUGUCUCCACCUUUCUCCGCCUUUCUCCUUGAAGUCCAGCCAGGGCCGGGUGGUGACCUGCUGCGGCCCCAAGAUCGACUCUUGUCACUCCUGCCCGCGUCCUACCGCACCGAUACCGACGACAUUGUUGCCGCAGGUCGGGAUGUAUGUGCCUGCAUCGCGAAAGAACUCGAUUUGAAGAGGUUAGACAGGGUCCUCAGUUGGCUGUGGGUUGCCGGUCGCCCCAUGCCACCGCGUCCGCUGCACCGCCAGCUCCUCCUCUCCCGGGAGCUCUUCGUCACGGAGCAGAUGGACAUGCACCUGGUCUGGACAAGCGGCCGACUAUUUGUCAAACCAAUCCCGCGUUUUUUGCUCGACCCUGCUUUCUGGAUGGAGUAUCUCUGUUGCCAGUCGGGUUGCAGCUGUUCCGUUGCGAGCGAAUGCAAUCGGCCGGCCCUGCAGCGGCGUGCGCUCGGGUUCCUGUUCUCGUACGCCGCGCUCAUCUCACAUGAAAGUGACUUUUCUAUAGCACAGGACAAGCACUUGCUGCCGCCGGAGGUGACAUGGCUAGCAUGGAGGCACCUUGUCGAACAGCUGGACACUGAGCGCAUCUACUCUAAGGUUGAUGUUCGGUUCCACUACGGCGAGCUCCGCCUCUCCCGUCUGAACAAGAUAUAUCUCCUCUCGCAGCGCCCGUUCCUCCUUCAUCGCUACAUGUCACACUGGCAACAAUACUGGGCCUUUUUCCAAGACAACUUCGCUUGGCUGGCUUCCGCCACCAUCUACAUUACUAUCGCCCUCACCGCCAUGCAGGUCGGGCUGGCAACUAGGACGCUGGCUGACAACGACGCCUUCCAAUCCGUAUCCUAUGGCUUUACUGUCUUUUCCAUCCUAGGCCCCAUCGCCGCCGUGGGGCUUAUUGUGUUGGUGUUUUGUUACAUGUUUAUCCACAACUGGGCGGCAACGGUGGCGUAUGGAAAGAAAAGACAGCAGCACAUAGCUAGCAGCUCGGAGAGUCCAUGAUACUGCAA
Molecule: messenger RNA, 1093 nt
Organism: Podospora pseudocomata
Lineage: Eukaryota; Fungi; Ascomycota; Sordariomycetes; Sordariales; Podosporaceae
Exons: 2
Coding region: 84-1085 (333 amino acids)
Source: RefSeq, a predicted model, not a curated record